AUGCACACGCCAUCCAUCCACACGCCCUCGAUACACCGCCCCUCGCUCGACGACUCCGACUCGGACGGCUCCCAGGCCACGCUGCAGCAGCAGCAACAGCAACAGCGCCGCUCUCCCCUGCCCGCCUCGAUACUCUCGCCCUCGUCCGCAAAGUCGCCGACCUCAGCAGACUCGCGCGGCGCCCCAGCGCAAAACUACUCGCGUCCAGGCAUUGUGCGCGAUGCAACACAGAGCCAGAGUCACAUUGGCGCGCAUCUAGGACACCGCCCCCGCCAGCGCUCCCAAGGCUACUUCGAGCCCAGUCUGAGUUCCAUGAAGGAGGGCUCGAUACGGGACCGAGACAACACCAUGGCGUCGCAGACCCAUCUUACCGCCUCGCAGAUUGCCGCCCAGGCCGCAUAUGCCUCGAACCCCCAGCACAAUCGCAAGCGCUCUACCACGAUACCCGCGCCGAACGAAGCUGCGCCUGCGGGACGGGGCCAGCCCAUGAGUCCGCCGCCUGUGCCGGCGCAGGUCACGUUCAGGACGAAUGGCAUCACAUAUUCGAAUGGGGUCGGGGGCGGCAGGAUGGCCGCGACGAGUGCUGCGAACGCGGCUUUUCCACGGAGUCCGCUGAACUCGCCUGGCAUUGAAGGGACACAGCAACCGCACGCGUCGCCUAAAUUAGUGUCGACGCCUGAGCCGCCGCAGCUGCAGAAGCCGAAGGAGGGGAAGAGCAGGAUAGGCGGGAAGCUGUUCUCGUCCAAGCCGAAGAACAUCAAGGUGGACAACCGGUUGGAUGGCAAACAUCAGGCUCUACCGUCGCCGGGCAAGAUUGGCAUUGGCAUUCAUAGCUCGCAGGCGCUGAAUCGCAUGAUGAUGGCGGGGUCGACGACGAGCUUGGUCGAUUCGGCGACAAAUAGCAGUAAUGCUUCCUUGUACUCUUCUGCCAACGCGUCGACAUCCACGCUAGUGCCUCCACGGAAUGAUUCUCUACCCGAGAGGAAAGAAGAGAAGCACAAACACCACUUCUUGUCACGGCAGAAGAACAAGUUGAAAGACCAGGAUGGCUUCGCGCUGCCAUUGUCAUCUGCCAGCAGUAACUCCAAACCUACAAAUCCCAGCGCACCAGAGCCGCUGUAUUCAUUUGCCGCGCCUUCAUCGCCAGGGCAUUCGAGUAGUUUUGCAAAUUCAGUCACCGGCCUGGAUCUCCGGCAUGGAGGACGCCACCUCCGACGAGCGAAGAAGGAAGAGAAGGCCGCCGCAUUUCUAGACGCGCAACUCGAACCCCCAUACCGAGAGCGGAACCAGUCGUUUAGCACCGAGCGCUCAGAAUGGCCGUCUCUAGCUAGCAGCAUAACCACAACCCCCAACAUGAGCACGCCCAGCCAAACCAUCUCUCACACAACAGAGAUGCUACAUCUAGGCAGUUCCUUUGGCAUAAACGGCCUCUCCCCCGACGACGCCUGGCCCCUACUCAAAGCACGAGUACUGUUAAUAUUCGAAGGAGAAGACCCCCGGCCCCCUGUCGAAGAUUUCAACGCCCUAGUAACCGUCCACAUAAAACGCUGCAUCCACAAACGCUCCCCCAUAAUCCUCAUCGAAGACCUAAACGAACUCCUGCAAACCGGCUUCGGCUCUCUGGACCAAACACUCCGCCACGUCCCCGACGACCGCCUCAUCCCACACCUAGUAGAAAUGUGGCUCGUAGUCUUCACCACCAUCCUCCCCUUCCUGCAAGCCGUCUUCCUCCCCCUCGACCUCGAGUUCAGAGGCAGCGGCAUAAUGACGAGUGCCCAGGCAGGCGAGUUCUGGGGCGUUAUGUUGCCUGAUGAGAUGAAUACCAAGAGUCCUGAACAUAGAAAUAUACCUAUCUUGGGCGAGCUAGAGGUUAGGCGGAUUACGCUGCUUAUGUUUAGGGAUAUUGUUAUUUUGCCGCGCCGGGUACUUGGAGUCGACGACGAGUAUGACGAGUUCGACAUUCGCGAACAGUACGAGGAGUAG
This is a messenger RNA of Alternaria ventricosa, 1983 nucleotides long. RefSeq lists its product as uncharacterized. Gene Ontology annotation, cellular component: TORC2 complex. The record is from RefSeq and is a predicted model, not a curated record. The transcript is spliced from 3 exons. NCBI's taxonomy places the organism in Eukaryota, Fungi, Ascomycota, Dothideomycetes, Pleosporales, Pleosporaceae. The coding region runs from base 1 to 1983 and encodes 660 amino acids. Gene Ontology annotation, biological process: TORC2 signaling.